This is a messenger RNA of Chenopodium quinoa (quinoa), 3288 nucleotides long. RefSeq names its product WD repeat-containing protein 44-like. The record is from RefSeq and is a predicted model, not a curated record. The transcript has 8 exons. NCBI's taxonomy places the organism in Eukaryota, Viridiplantae, Streptophyta, Magnoliopsida, Caryophyllales, Amaranthaceae. The coding region runs from base 613 to 2889 and encodes 758 amino acids. Gene Ontology annotation, molecular function: protein binding.
GCCUUGUUGGAAGCUAACCAAACCAUGAAACAAAUCAAACAUUAAACAAGAAUGAAGUUUCCGGUGGUAAGAUAACUAACCGUAACAGUAGCAGCCAAAGAAGAAGAAUACUCGCACAAAUACAACCACAACCUUUCACCUUCCUCACCAUUUCACUUUUUUCGAGACUUUUCCUUCUUUUUUCUCUCUCCUCUUUACUUUGUUUUUCUGCUUUAAUUAUUAUAUUUCCAGUUUAAUUCAAUUACAAUUCAAUUGCAAUCCAACAAUUCAAUUUAAUUCACUCCAAAAAAUUUUAAAAAAAUCCCAUGUGAUGUGAGUAGUACUACUACUAUUGUCCUGUAUUUAUCUCUCUCUUUCAUUUUCAGAUCAUUAUUUUAUUUGAUACAGACUAUUUCUCUUCUUCCUUCAAUUUUUAGAGAGAGAAAACAAAACCUGUGAAUUCCCCAAGAAUUUGUUGGUUUUUGUGGUUCAACUUCUCACUCCUCUCUUCUCCCCAGAGAGAGAAUUAUUUGCUGCACAGCUGGAAUUUGUUAAUUCUGGGUGCUAAUUAUGUUGGGGUUUUUAUAAUUGAUCCAUCCGGGGUGGAUUGUAGACUUGUAGUUCAUGGGUUGAAUGAACAAUAAGUGGGAAAUGGGUAGUCUAAGUGAAGAAGAUGACCAAUUUUAUGAUUCUAAGGAUUAUAUCACCCCUGUUUCGGAUUCCGGAUCCGAUGGGGUGGAGAAUUCUGAUUCAGAAUCAAGGAUUGCUGAGGAUGUGCUUCGCAAUUUCGGGUAUGAGGUUUGGAUCCGAAGUCCCGGAACUAUUGGUGAGCGCCGUCAGAAGCUGUUGAAAUUGAUGGGUUUAGCUCCGAAUCAAGUGGUGGAGGAAGGGGAUGAUGUUGAGUGUUCUAGCAGAUUUGAGGGGGAGGUUGUGGAUAGUGCUAGAAUUAUGGAAAAUAGUGGGACGGUUUUGAGGUCGAGUUUUAGGGAGCUGCAUUCGUCGAGUCAGUCUUCUGUAUCAUGUUGCUCGAAUGAUACGCAUGAGUUGUUGGAUAUGGCUAUCGAGGAGAAUUUGGUCCGGAGAAUCAGGAAUUUGGACGAUGGAUCGGAGUUCAUUGUGGAUGAACUUGGGCAAGAUGGAUUAUUCAGAAGACUUCGAGAAGUGGGAUCUAAUAGGUCGCUCAGUGGGGAGGAAUUUGAGCGGAUUCUGGGCCUAUCGCCGUUGGUUCAAAGAGCCAUGAGAAGAGAUGGUGGUUUGGCACCCAAUACUAAAGUUGAAGGAAAAAAGAGAGCUAAAAAAGGAUUUUUACGGAGAUUAGGUGUUGUGGCAUGUAUUGCGGAUACACAGUCAAGCUCAAGGAUUAACCGAGUAGAAAGUGAUGGCUCUUUAUCAAUUUUAAGACGUAGAGCUCAUAAUGUUAGGGUUCGCACUUACAAAAAGCGUUCUAAGGAUUUUUCGGCUCUUUAUAUGGGGCAAGAUAUUGCUGGACAUGAAGGUGCUAUCCUUACAAUGAAGUUCAGUCCUGAUGGCCAGUUUCUGGCAAGUGCUGGUGAGGAUGGAACUGUUCGGGUAUGGCAAGUGAUUGAGUCUGAGAAGUCAGAAAUAGAUCAUGUUCCAGAUGUUGAUGCUGCACAUGUCUAUUUUACAAUCAACCAACAUGGAGAAUUAGUACCUGUUAAUGUUGACAAAGAAAAAAGGGGGAGAUUGAAGAGCCUGAGAAAAUCACCUGAGUCUGCGUGUGUUAUCUUCCCACGGAAAGUAUUCCAAUUAGCAGAGAAGCCUCUUCAUGAGUUCCAUGGUCAUCGUGGUGAAGUGUUGGAUCUUUCCUGGUCAAAUAACAAGUGCCUCCUGUCAUCCUCUGUCGACAAAACUGUCCGUUUGUGGAGAGUGGGAUUUGAUGAGUGCCUGAAAGUUUUUUCACACAGCGAUUUUGUCACAUGCAUUCAGUUUAAUCCCAUGAAUGAAAAUUUCUUCAUCAGUGGUUCUGUUGAUGGUAAGGUUCGUAUUUGGAGCAUUUCCGAAAGUGGAGUUGUUGAUUGGACUGACAUCAAAGAAAUAGUCACUGCUGUUUGUUAUCAGCCUGAUGGAAAGGGUGCAAUUGUUGGCUCAAUAUCUGGUGCUUGCUAUUUCUUUGAUACUUCAGAUGAUCGGCUGCAAAUGACUGAUCAAAUAUCGUUGCAUGGUAAAAAGAAGGCACCCUUGAGAAGAAUUACUGGGUUUCAGUUUUCCCCUGGUGACCCAAGCAAGCUCAUGGUUACUACUGCUGAUUCCCAGGUCCGAAUACUCAAAGGGGUUGAUGUAAUCUGUAAAUAUAAAGGUCUUCGAAAUGCAGGAAGCCAAAUAUCUGCAUCAUUUACAUCAGAUGGAAAGCAUAUUGUCUCAGCGAGUGAAGACUCUUUUGUUUAUGUAUGGGACUCCAAUAAAUCAGACAGAACAGUUUCAUCUCACUUUCGGAGCAAGAGCUCCUGUGAGAGAUUUUUCUCAAGCAACGCCUGUGUUGCUGUUCCUUGGUAUGGAACAACAUGCAGCAAUGUUUUACCUUGUCUCUCGGAAUCAUCAGCAACUUCUCCAGGAAUCAUGGUUCGAUACACAGCUGAAAGAAGACUGGAACAUCAACCUUCCGCCGAGAGCCCACACCUCAGAACAUCAUUAUUCUCAACAGAUGCCAUUUCUCUGGGCUUUCCAGAUCCAUUUUCCAGAGGGGUUGCAACCUGGCCGGAAGAGAAGCUAACCAGCUCAAAUUCCCUUAUUGUUUCAUCAGCAACUUGCAAAUCAGAGUACAAGUUUUUAAAAACAACAUGUCAAAGUAUGGCAAGCUCCCAACACGCGUGGGGUUUAGUCAUUGUAACCGCAGGUUGGGAUGGUCGAAUCAGGGUAUUCCAGAACUAUGGUUUACCGGUUCGCUUGUAAAUUCUCAGGAGUUUGGUCAGUGUGUGCCUCAAAAUGGAAUUUAUAAAUUUAUGAUUCCAUUGUAUAAAUGUAAAGGUAAAAAUUUUCCCCACACGUAAUUAUAUUAUAUACUUGUUAGUUGAUUUUUUUUGCCGAAAAAAAGAAAAAGAAGAAGAAAAUUGGGUCCAUAUUACUAGUUUUUAGCAAGAGGUUACAGGCUCUCAAAAGUCAAUGUAAUUUUGGCUGAUUUUGUGGAAGUGGAAGCUACCUUCCAAAUUUGAUUAUUGAAUAGUAGAUCUUGGAUUUUGAGGAUCAAAUAUUCAUUGUAGUUGACUUUUUUCUUUUGUAUAUGUCAUAUUUUUAUAUACCAAAUUGUUGUGAGAACUUUUACAGUUUAUAUUGACUUUUUCAUUUUAUAUA